Penicillium bovifimosum is the source of this 969-nucleotide messenger RNA. RefSeq names its product IMPACT family protein. The record is from RefSeq and is a predicted model, not a curated record. Gene Ontology annotation, biological process: regulation of translational initiation. Lineage: Eukaryota; Fungi; Ascomycota; Eurotiomycetes; Eurotiales; Aspergillaceae. The coding region runs from base 1 to 969 and encodes 322 amino acids. The transcript has a single exon. Gene Ontology annotation, cellular component: cytoplasm. Gene Ontology annotation, molecular function: protein binding.
AUGUCCCCAAUUCCCGAGAACCAAGACCUCGCCGAAGAAAUCGAAGCGGUCAACGCCAUCUACGAACCCAACACAGUGACUGUAACCCGCGCAUCUCCCGCCAACACCACAAACCACAACACCCUCGACCUAGGAACUGCCGCAAACCCCAACGACAAUGCCUACUCCACAGUUAUAACUCUCCAAAUCCCCGAACACCAGCAUCUAUCUUUCAUCCUCGGCUUCGAACCCUCAUACCCAGACACCCGUCCCGCAGUACUGGGAACCGCAACGACCGCCGCACGCGGCGAGGGCAAGAUCGCCAUCGAUGUACUGGAAAAUAUCAUCCAGCAGACAUGGCAGGCCGGCGCCGUGUGUCUAUUUGACGUAAUAAGCGACGCGGUCGACGCUUUUCGGGAAUUGGACAUAGGCCAAGAAGAAUCCGCCGACUCGUCGGCACCACCACCUGCAGACGAAUCCACUGUGUCGACAGAAGCGUUCGAAGCGCUAUCACUGCGCGACGCAUUUGGGCUCGACGCCCCGCCGGAUUGGAUCCUGUCGGACGUUGUUACGGAGAAGAAGUCUGUCUUUCUGGGUCGCGUUGCGCGUGUUACGUCUUUGGCGCAGGCGCAGGCUUUCUUGGAUCAUCUUUUGGCUACGGAUCGGAAGGUUGCUGCUGCGACGCAUAAUAUUAGUGCUUGGCGCAUUCGGCAGAAGAAGGGAUCUGGGGGUGGGGAGGAGACGCUGGUUCAGGAUUAUGAUGAUGAUGGGGAGACGGCUGCUGGGGGAAGGUUGUUGCAUGUUAUGCAGUUGAUGGAUGUGUGGGAUGUUGUCGUUGUUGUUACGCGGUGGUAUGGCGGGGUGCAUCUUGGUCCGGCGCGGUUCAAGGUCAUUAAUGAUGUUGGGAGGGAUGCUUUGGUUAAGGGUGGAUUUACGAAGGAGAAGGAGGAGACUACGGCAGAGAAGGGGAAGAAGAAGGGAAAGAAAUGA